AUGCCGCGCCUUGUACGCAGACGCCCUCUCCGUGAGCGCAUACUCACCUACUUGAAUCCAUAUGACUUCUUGCUCUGGCUUUCCGAGGAGUUUGAAGGGGGCGACUGGGACCAGCUGGAAGAGAACUGGUCAUUACCGAUUGGAUUCGGGCUCAAUUUGGUGUUUUUGAUCGCACGCGCGAAUAGCAGGUCUGGCAGCAGCGCGGCCUUCGACGAUGUUUUUGGCGACGACGACGGUACUUCCAUUCGUGGUUGGUUGGCCUCGUUUUUGGUUCAUUUUAUGGCCUUCGCGUCCAUCGUCAAUGCGAUCUAUACCUUUACCAAGAAGCGACACUAUCGCUUGUUCGAGAACUCGAUCGACAACAACCCGGCAACACCCUCUGCGCAACGUGUCCGUGUUGACUCGAGCCCUAUGAUGCCCUCUCCGCUGCGAUACAUCGCCAAAGCCCUCUCCACGGAGUCGGCUCGCUCGAGAGCGCAUCCCGAUGCGCAGCGCGACGUAUGGGAACUUGCGAUUUGGGACCCCUCACCACUAUGCCUCCGUCUGUUCUGCUUGUUCAGCCCUGGACACGUUCUGGUAUACUGGCUCUUCCUGCCAACUCAGCUAUCCGACCCACGCCCGAGUGUGACGAUUGUGACGACCAUCGUUUUGACCGCUCUACUAUCCGUUCAAAUGUCGUUCAUUUCUUCGUCAUACAAACAACAAGCCAAGGAUCAGAAAGUGGUGCACAAGGAGGUUUUCAAGGAGUAUGACACCAAAUACGUGCAGCCACGGACACACCCAUUGAUGAGAGAUGUCGGAACACAAUUCUCGGACUCUCACGUUGAACACCCUAAGAGUGAAGAUGAUCUCAACAGAGUUGAGACUUACACGCCGACUGUAAUCAUCAACCGCGGCUUCAAGACUAGCCCGAAUCCGAAUUAUUUGAAGCAUGUGGACCCGGAAGGAUUUACCCCAGUCCGCCAAACGACCACAUCCACUCCAGUCUCAUCCAUCUUCCAGGGUCCGCCAACAAUUUCCCGAGAUGGAUCGCCAUUGGCUCGGGGCAACAGCCGGACAACAAUGCGCCAGCCACAGUUCCGAUCUACUGGAACAACCCCAGGCGAUGGAGGCAGCCUUGGCAUUUACAGCCACGCCAAUUCUCCCCUGAAGAAAUCAGCCACAACAUCUUUCGAUCGCCGACUGCAACACAACGGAGACUUUGUUUACAAAGAGCGAGGCACGACCCCUCUGAUGAGAAGCUCCAGCCCGCUCAAGAAAAGUAUUGUCCCGGGACCUAGCACUCCCAGCGGGCUGGCUCCCAUCAAUAGAUCAGAUACCCUCAAUUCUCGGAGAGAGUCAGGGCGGUUCUAA
Messenger RNA from Penicillium olsonii, 1353 nucleotides. Lineage: Eukaryota; Fungi; Ascomycota; Eurotiomycetes; Eurotiales; Aspergillaceae. The record is from the annotation of a GenBank genome assembly.